Geosmithia morbida is the source of this 1824-nucleotide messenger RNA. RefSeq names its product arylsulfatase. Gene Ontology annotation, molecular function: arylsulfatase activity. The transcript has a single exon. NCBI's taxonomy places the organism in Eukaryota, Fungi, Ascomycota, Sordariomycetes, Hypocreales, Bionectriaceae. Bases 1 to 1824 code for a protein of 607 amino acids. The record is from RefSeq and is a predicted model, not a curated record.
AUGGCGCCCUCCAAGCAGCCAAAUUUCCUCGUCAUCGUCGCCGACGACCUGGGUUUCUCCGACCUUGGUUGCUUUGGCGGCGAGAUCAACACUCCCAACAUUGACAAGCUAGCUCGCAAUGGCCUCCGAUUCACCGACUUCCACGCCGCCGCCGCCUGUUCUCCCUCGCGCGCCAUGAUCAUGACCGGCACCGACAACCACAUUGCCGGUCUGGGUAACCUGAUCGAAUGGACAAACAUCUCGGGCCAGAAUGACCCCUCAGGCAAGAUGUCUACCAAUGUCCAGAGGGGUAUGCCGGGAUAUGAAGGCUACCUCAAUGAGCGCGUCGUUGCUCUGCCCGAGGUGCUCCGCGAUGCCGGCUACAGCACACUCAUGGCGGGCAAGUGGCACCUGGGCCUGACGCCGGAGAGGAGCCCCAAGGUCCGCGGGUUCGAACGUAGCUUUGCCCAUCUCCCGGCCUGUAGUAACCACUACGCCUACGAGCCGCAGCUCGAGGCUGGCGAGCAGUCGCCCGAAUUCCUCACGAUGAGCGUCAUCGCGCUGCACAGCGAGGACGGCGAGUAUGUCCGCCAGCUCCCCGAGGGGUGGUACUCGUCCAACGGCUACGGUGACAAGAUGCUCCGAUACCUCAAGGACCGCAAGGAGGGGGGAGACGAGCGCCCGUUCUUCGGCUACCUGCCCUUCACGGCCCCCCAUUGGCCCCUCCAAGCACCCCAGGAACUCAUCCGCAGAUACCGCGGCGUCUACGACGACGGCCCCGACGCCCUCCGCCUCAAGCGACUUCAGCGCCUCAAGGACUUGGGCAUGGUGCCCCAGGACGUUGAACCCCACCCUGUCUCGGCCGAGGAGGUCAAGGAGUGGAGCGAGCUGAGCGACGGGGAGAAGCGCAACUCGGCCCGCGCCAUGGAGGUGUUUGCGGGCAUGGUCGAGUCCAUAGACAUCAACGUCGGCAAGGUAGUCGGCUACCUCGACGAUACGGGCGAGUUGGACAACACGCUCGUGUGCUUCCUGUCGGACAAUGGCGCCGAGGGUGCCGCCUACGAGACGUACCCCAUCGUGCAAGGAAACAUGAUGCAGCACCUCAGGAAGUACUACAACAACAACGUGGACAACCUCGGAAACGGAGACUCCUUCAUCUGGUACGGGCCGCGCUGGGCUCAGGCCGCCACAGCCCCGAGCCGGCUGUACAAGGCCUACACGACCGAGGGCGGGGUGCGGGUGCCGUUCCUCAUGAAGCCCCCCGUAGGCUUCUUGGACGACAGCAUCGAGCGCAGCAGCAUCACGCACCAGUUCUCCACCGUCAUGGACCUGGCCCCCACCAUCCUAGAGAUGGCUGGCGUCAAGCACCCCGCCCCGACGUACCAGGGCCGCGAGAUUGUCGGAAUGCGUGGCAAGUCCAUGGUACCCUACCUUCUCAACAAGGAAUCGCGCGUCCACGAAGAGGACUUCAUCAACGGCUGGGAGACGUGUGGCCGCGCCGCCGUCCGCAAGGGAGACUGGAAGAUCGUCUUCAUCCCCAAGCCCAAGGGUCCCGAGAAGUGGCAGCUGUACAACCUGGCCAAGGACCCAGGGGAGAUCCACGACCUGGCGGAGAAGGAGCCCGAGAGGCUGCAGGCGCUCAUCAAGCUGUGGGAUCAGUACGUUCUCGAGACUGGUGUCAUCCCCCUGAGCCCCGAACUUGGAAAUUGGAUGGCCGCAAUGGAGGAGCAGAUGCCCGAAAAUGCGUGGAUCGAAUACGAGUACUGGAAGGACGGUGCGCGUGAUGACCCCGAGAAGUUCACCAGGGACAUUCCGCGUUUCCAGCGCCGUGUACAGCCAAUAUAA